Porites lobata is the source of this 11751-nucleotide messenger RNA. The record is from the annotation of a GenBank genome assembly. Lineage: Eukaryota; Metazoa; Cnidaria; Anthozoa; Scleractinia; Poritidae.
AUGCCGGGCGUUUCUAUAUUUAAAGAUGUUCCCCUUGUCCCGACAGACCAUGUCUUUCACGUUAAUCAACAAUACAAGGACGACAAAAAUCCAAACAAAGUAAAUCUGGGGAUUGGAGGUAAAGUUUCUCUUUAUUUUUGUGGAAAGUGGGUCUUAAAUUCUGACCGUCACGCAUUUGAUCAUUUGAUCCGAUGUAGAGUACCCGUGAUGGAGUCUUCGUUUACAGUCGUGUACUAGUCUUUACUAUGUCGUCGUUUUCUAGGUUGUCGUUUACUAGGUCAUCUCUUUCUAGGUCGUCGUUCUCUAGGUUGUCGUUUUCCAGGUCGUCGUUUUCCAGGUCGUCGUUUUAUGGGUUGUGGGUGUUCGUUUUCUAGGUCGUCGUUUUGUAGACUCCCGUGAUAUAAUGGACGUGGCCAACCUCACAAAAUUCAUAUUUUUACCUUUUUCUCCUGCUAUUUUAGCCUAUCGGGACGACGAUGGAAAUCCCAUGGUGUUGUCCGUUGUAUCCAGGGUUGAAAAACAGCUAGCUGAGGAAAUCGCAGCCAAAACGUUGAAUCAUGAAUACUUAUCCAUCGACGGUUUAGGGUCAUUUACUCAGGCUGCCUGUAAACUUUGCCUGGGAGGAGACAGCCCCGCUAUAGCAGAAAACAGGGUACGUUACAUUUUUAUAAGUUCAUCGUGUGUGAAUAGCGAUAGCCUUUGACGAGGAAAAUCUCAGAUGCCAUAUUCCGACCUAAAAAGUUACAUAAUAACAUACCUUAUUAUAGGAAAUUAACACUCCAUGAAAUUAACGCGAAUCGUUAAAAUUCGCGUUAAUUUAAGUCGCAUUAAUUUUGUUGAGCGUUAAUUUCCGCGACGUUAAUUUAAUUAAGUGCAGCGUUAAUUUCCUCGCUCUUAAUUUCCAGUAUUUUAACCCAAUUUUAGAACCUGUCCAGACAUUCUUGACACCUAAAAAACAUUAACUACAAGCUUUCUUUCUUUCCAUUUACCCUUUAUUUUUCAUCUUUCACAAAAGCUGAGGCGCAGGUUUACAAUAUUUCGAGUUCAUCUUCGUCCUUGUCUGGUUGUCGCUGUCAGAAGUCAUGUCAAUAUCUUCUCAAUAUUUCGAGUUCAUCUUCAUCGUUGUCGCUGUCAGAAGUCAUGUCAAUAUCUUCUCCUAUGAUUUCGGCCAAGAUAAUCACGUUAAUUUCCUUUAUUAUGAAAUUCUACCUCCUCUUUUGCGAUAAUUUUCUCUAUUCAAAAGUCUUUUUCCAUUAAGUUUGCGUUAAUUUAAGUUGCGUUAAUUUCCAAUACCUCAAUUUCAUGGAGCGUUAAUUUCCUAUAAUAAGGUACUUCCUCCCUUGGUUGCCAACCCAGUAAGGCUAGACCCUAACAUCAAAAUUUGAAUUCUCAUUUGUUGCCCCUACUCAUUUCCUUCAGAAGUAGUGGGGAGAAUUUGAUGAAAUAUCAAGCAAAUUCAUAAAUUGUGAUCAUGUCUGUAAUUGUCAUCACCACUCCAUUUUACAAAGCAUUGAUAUUACAAGGAGAAAUUCGAUGCUGAUCACUCUUAGGGUGUAAAGGGUUAACAUAGCCCAUUUUGAUGUUGCUCGUGUUUCCGGAAGAAGCGAUAACAUACACAUAUUUGCAGAUAAUUUACUUGAUAUUUUAUUGUGUUCUGAGUUGGAAAUUAUAGGCUUCCUCCAUGAGGCAAAGCAAUGGACAAGUAUUUAAGUUAAUUGUCUCAGUCAAUCAACUACCCCAGGCCACUCCCAACCCCUGUUCGUUUGGUAUCUUUUGUUGCAAAAUUCUGGUGGAAUCCUGGAAAAUACUUAUUAUUUUUAGGAAUCAAAUGCACUAGGAAUUUAGGCAUUGCCUUAUCGUACUGGAUAAUUUGCUAAUUGCACUGCCAUGAAGGUUUCAAUAUUUUAUGAUGUGCACAUUGCCAUUUCAAAUAUUGUUUUGGAUCCUUGAAUAAGAUGUGUUUGGGACUCUGAAUACAACAUCUGACAUCAUUAAUGGUUAUACCUUUUUCAGUUGGAAAUGAGUCACAACAGUAUAUUUACGAGUGUUUGUCUAGUUGAAUUGCAUUUUAAAUCAAUGACAAAGCAGCACAAUGAAAAAGUUGCAAAAGUUAACCAAAAAAACACAUACAAAGAUUAGCAGGAUCAUUGUGUAGCUCAAGAGCAACAAUGCAGUGUAUCUUGUAUUUGGGUUCUGUUGACGUCUAUAGCAUGUUUGUUUUUUUGUAUAUUGUUAUGUGGUAUUAUGCCUACAUGAUAUUGAACGUGAUACUAUACUUGAAAAAUAGAACGUAAUUCUGGUUCAACACUUGUCUCUUUUUUAAACAUAAUCAGAUGUUGUACAUGUAUGGUAGUUCUUAAAACUGUAUGCUUAUUCCAGCUACACCAGCUACAAUGUACAAUGUUGACAAAUAUACAUUCAUAUACGGACCUGUAUAGAAUGUACGUUACAACCUCAUAUUUCCCAGGGUCCUCUCCUACUCCUGUCCCCCACUAGUAAGGUUGAAUACAUUCAACAGUCCCUUAGAUGAUGUUUACACAUGAAGACUCAUGACCUGUGCAUUUUGGCAUCAUGCCAGGCUUUCAAGGACAGUACAUCUACUUGAUGUUAAUAGCAUUAUAUUCUCUUAGACCCCUCUGAUGGUGAAUAGCACUUGUGAGUUUAUUGUUGGCCAUGGAUUUUAAUCUUUCUUAUCCAUAUGCUGGUGAUUGUUUGGUUGACAGGUGUGUGGAGCUCAAGGUAUUUCUGGUACUGGGAGUCUUCGUCUUGGAAUGGAGUUCUUGAAGAGGUUUCAUUGCUCAGAUGUGGUGUAUCUUUCUAAACCCACGUGGGGUAAGUUUCUGUGGCAGAUUUUUUUUUUUUUUUGCAAUCUUGAGAACAAGAACAACUCCCAAGGCACCUAGUUUAACUCAGGAUUAAGGUGGAUUGAGCCAAUUUCUAAGAGGUUAUAAUAUUAACAGUGUGCAAAUAAUGUAUAUCGAUAUGUUGUAGUUAAAUUUUUAUGUUCUUUAAAUUUUGUUUUUCCUUUGUUUUUGGAUAUGGCAAUGUACAUGUACAGACUGUAUGCUAACGAAUUUGAAGCGAAGGAGAAACAAAAAUUAACAGAAAGGAAAAAUUAACUACAACACAUAUUAAAAUCUGACUGAUCCCAGUAAUUGGCCAUUAAUGAUGGAAUUAGCACUUUUGGUUUGGAAAUGCAACGUCAUCUCAUACCGUGUAGUAGUCAUUUCAUCUAUACAAGAAGAGAGACAGCUUUAGCCAAAUUGUUGUGAUAUUGAAAUACAUGUACAUUUUCAUGUGCAUGUACUUUUAAUAUUUUUAGUAAUAUUGUGUUGAGGUGCUCUUCUAAGUUGCAUGUACAUGUAUGGUGUAGUGUUUUCUAUGGUUCAUGUUAAAAUAAAAUAUUAUGAAUGUCUACCUUUAAUUUUUUUUAUAUGAAUUCUCGAGACAUGUAUUAUCGUUUUCAUGGCCUUUAAGUCUCCAGUUCAUUGAAACUUAAUAAUACACAAUAAAAGAGGGCUUCCAAUGGCCUUUUUUCAUUGGAAAUUUUGUGUUGACCAUCAAGUGUCCCUCAUUACUCUUGAGUAUGUAUAUAAGACUGUAUUAACAUGAACAACAAAAACUACAUUUUAUUGUUAAAUCAUUCUGUUUAUUUCAUAAUUUUAGGAUGCAUUUGAUCGUUAAUAAUGCUUUUCGUGGGAAAAAAACCUUGGAGACAGUGCCCAUGUUUAAUAGGAGACUUCCAGUAAAUAAAAUUUACUUUGUUCUACAACAUACAUAUACCUGUACACACAUACAGUAUGUCUGUUAUGCUUGUGUCAAUGUGAAUAUGUAAAAUAAUAUAAACCAGUCUUUAAUGUACGUGUACAUCAGUUUUGUGUGAUCUUGUUUAGGAAACCAUAGAAAGAUGCUGCUUGGUACUGGCUACAAAGCUGAAAAUAUUAAAGAAUACCGUUACUUUGAUAGUGCUUCAAAAUCAUUGGACUUCAGUGGAAUGUGUGAAGAUUUGAAGGUGAUCAUGAAAUCAUUAAUUUUUUUAAACAUUAUUAUAGUUGUACAGUUAAGCGUAAUUUUUUGGGGGCUGUCACUGUAUUAAGGGCAACUAACAUUGUAUCAUGCACAUAAACUGCAAAAUUACUGGAUGCAUUAAACCCAUUGACAAUAGAUGGGUGUGGGGAAGGUGCCUGGUGAAAAUGAAGGGAGCUGCAAGCAAGUCUAGAAGGUAACCAUGACAACCCUUAAGUUUCAGAAGUUUGGGCCCUGUUUAACAACAAAAAACUGCGUUCAAAAUGUUAAGUGUAUUAACGAAACCUUACAGGAAUAGCCCACAAAAGUCACCUAUAACAGAGCAUGGUUUGCUUUACUGAUAAAAUGGAUGCAUUAUUAAACAAAAGCAAUUUUACUGUCACGCCAGUAAAAUGUAGUUAAUGGAACGUGACGCUAGUUAUCAAUAACCCAUUCAUGGCGGCUCUUUUUCAACAAAGCAAUUGUGUAGUCAAGCUGCCAAGGUCAGUGAACUCUAAGAUGCAUUGUAUUCUAGCGUAGAACUUCCGGCCUUGUUGUCUUAAGCAGGCUAGUACGAGCCACAGCAUUGGCCAAUAUUUUCAAAGCACUAUUCAUGGCUAAGAGUCUGCACAUGCAACUCUGAGCUGUCUUAUAGUACAGCCUUUGCUACUGGCUAUGCCAGCAGACAUGCGUCUAGCUAUAAAAGCCUAGUACAACUGUUCAGAGUUCACUUGGGUUCCAGUGUUCAGCAAGGUUUAAGCGCUCAGUAUACUAUUCUUGUAAAAUUUUUUCCCUCCCUCCCUCCCUUUGGAGACGAGGUUUGGGCUUUGUUUUGUGCUACGCCUUCAAAUAAACUAGGGACACUCCUCGCAGUGCGGUUGGCUUGUUGGGCCGCAUUGCCAUUUAACAUCGCCUGCAAACCAAUACUCUUGUCUGAUCCAGCACGUGCUGUAUUGCAUUCAGCUCGUAGUGCUGGGGAGAUAAGUGAGGUUCUUUGCUCACCAAUACUCUUGUCCGAUCCAGCACGUGCUGUAUUACAUUCAGCUCGUAGUGCUGGGGAGAUAAGUGAGGUUCUUUGCCCAUGCCAUCGCGGGAAGUCGCACAGGCUAACCUAGCGCAAGGCAGUGCUCCCCCAUUAUCGCCAACUUGUCAUUAUUUGUUUUAUAAUUAAGUCACUUCGCGUUUAGCAUGCAUCAUAAAGGAGCAGAGACAUUAAUUUACAAUUGUACUGUAAGUUGCAUUAAAAACCAGGUUCCAGUGUAAUUAUUUGAUCAAUUUUCAGAACGCUCCAGAAAACUCUAUUGUCUUGCUUCAUGCUUGUGCACACAAUCCUACUGGAGUGGACCCUAACCAGGACCAGUGGAAGGAGAUUGCUGAGAUUAUGAAGGUAUGCGAAAUAAUCCUUGCUCCAAGUAACAAAAGUUGGUCUUUCAGUGUGCCUUUUUUCUUAAUAAAACUAUUAGACUUCUAUAAACAGGCCUAGGAUUGUUGAGCGGGCUUUGUUGAGCAAGUCGUGUGUCAUUUUAAAAAGAUGCUUUCGCUGCCAUCACCAUCAUCCUUGCUAAAGUUCGUUAUUAUAGAGAAGGAGAAGUAUGAUAUCAUGUUACCAAGGUAGCAAAAUUUCUGAAUCACACAAGUAGGGAGCUUAAGAAACAAUGACAGCAACAAGAACGGCAAACAAGCAACAGGUUUACAGUGUGUUUAUAAGCAAAACAACAACUUUGCAUGGCAUCAAGCUUUUUUGUACAUUUCUUAGUCAUUGUUGCGUGACUGCACCAUGAAACUUCCUAAUUUCACAUGCCCGCUUUAUGGAGUAGGUGAACACAACACAAAUGUUUCUAUUUCUUUUUCUAAACCUAGAUAUGGUCCUUUUGUAUUCAACCCCAGAAAAUUUUGCCAACAUUUGACAAAUUAAAUGAAAUUGAAUGAGAUCAGUGAAGUUUGAAACAGUGCAAAUCCACUUUUGAAGUGAUGUUUUCAGUUUGUUGUCGACCAGAAAUUGCGCUACCAUGGCAACGUGACGGUAACAUGGCAAGGUGAUGUAACGACUUCUCCUCUCUAUUGUCAUGAGAACUUCAACUUCCUUGAACCUGUUUUUAAUGGUAGCUAUGAUUAGUGUAGUAUAAGUUGUUAUAGGGGUGUUCUUGAUAAUGCUGUAAUAUAUUUUGUGUGUUUCCUCUCAGAGACAAAAUCUAUUUCCACUCAUUGACAUGGCUUAUCAAGGUUUUGUGACUGGUGAUCCUGAUAAGGAUGCCUGGGCAGCUCGUUACUUUGUUAGCCAAGGAUUUGAGGUCUUAAUUGCACAGUCCUUUGCAAAGAAUUUUGGUCUAUACAGUGAGUAGCGUUUUUGUGUGGAUUCUCUGUGUUGUUAAAAGCGGUUUUCACUUGACUGUCGUAAAACCAAAACCAAAGUAAAUACACUAGCCAACCAAAGGGCGUAGUAAAACCAAAACCAAACAAAACCAAUCCCUUUCGACAGUCAAGUGAAAACCGCUCUAAAAUAAUUACUAACAAGUGGAAUGUUUGUGUCCGGGUUUUCCUUUGUUUCCGUUGUAUAAUAAUAUCGAGGCUAGGAAACAAUAAUUGUUAAACUUAGAUUUAUAGGAAAUUCUGAAUCAAACUAGGCUAAAUACUGAUUUAAACCGAGAUCGAUUUUACCUACAACACUCUUUUCCUUUGCUAACCCACUAAUCCUGAGGUCUUGCACACAGGCUAAGUUAUGAGCAACAAGAAUGCAUUUCUCGUAAUUGCAGAUGAAAGGUGCGGCAAUCUCUGUGUGGUGACAACUGAUAAUGAAACGGCUGAGAAGAUUCGCAGCCAACUCAAGGCGAUCAUUCGUCCCAUGUGGUCCAAUCCACCAAUCAUGGAGCUCGUAUUGUAGCAACUAUCCUGAACCAAGAUGCCUUGAAUACUGAAUGGUAAGUUAAAUCAAUCAGAAGUGAAAGCUGUCUUCUGUCAUACAUGUCCAGGUAGUUGUACGUAAAACUUAAAGUUGCAUUUUUUGUGGCUUAAGGCCCACUAAAACGGACUCAUCAAAGUGCUGUCGGGUAAACUGUCAGCUGGACUGUUUACGGUCCCUUAUUGUAUCGUAAGAUCGUCAGGAUCGAGCGCUAACCGAUACGAGCGGCCGUCAUGUUUUCUUGUGUACCGAGGGGGUUUUAUAGCGGUGAGGUGGGGGAGUAGGCGAAAGAUGGCCGCCCGUAAUACAAAGUGCUCGAUUUCGACGAUCUUACGGAAAAAUACCGUUGGGGACUGUGAACAGUCUAGAUGUCGGGCUAUUUGAUGUGGUCAAUCUAAGCACCAGGCUUUUCUGAAAGAGGGAUGGGGAGAAAAAAGAAACGAAACGAGGAAGCCUUUUCAAAUCCCCACCGCGAGUCCAAACAUUGAUCUGAUGGCUGUUCAAACAUGGCUAACACGUUGCGGCAUUGUGCAUUAAGCACAGGAAAUAUUGGAAAAUGUUGAAUGUCAUCACUCUUACAUGUACAAUACUGACCCAGCAUCAUCCAACCAGCGACCUCUGGCUCAAGACAUCGGAAAUUUCUAAUCGUGUUCUUGCAGUCACAGCAAAGAAAUGCAUAAAGAUUUGUUGUUUUGUCAAAAUAUUAUUCUACUAUCGUUAAUUUAUUGCUUUUUUUACUUUCACGUUCCCAUCGCCAUUGUCGUUGAUUACGCUCCCCAUUCUUCGUAAAGGAGUGUUACACGACAACAGAAUGAGUAGCUGUUUUCCCAGUGAUGUCCCUUUAUGAUUUAGCCAGCGAACUGCAGACGUACUUCCGGUCGUCGCUUUUCUCCCUCGGAAAGGAGAAGGGUGAGCAGCGACGACCCGAAGUGCGUCGGCAGUUCGCAGGCUAUUUAUGGCUGUGUAGGGGUCAUCUGUAAUUGACUUUGCGAGUGAAAGAUUAUUACCUGAGUUAAUAAUUAAAAGUUAAUUUGCCGCUUUGAGAGUUCAGAAACAGACGAUAUGAACGUUUGCCCUUCAUCAGAAUAGGUAUGUUAAGCAAAUUGGACAACCAACGUGAGGUGAGAACGCGAAAACGCGCGAAAAAGGAAUGAAGGCGACUUACAGCAGUGCUAGAUAUUUUGGGUAUCUCAGAAUUGUCUCAAGCCUCUGCUUCAUGGCGAGGCUAAGUGCAAAGUCAUUGACAGCAAAUGAAACUCAUUUUCUCGAGUAAGUUUUGCUCUUAGUCUCGUUUUGAAAAACGAAUUUGCAGUUCUGCCGACGUGAUGCAAGAUCACAGUUGAAAGUGAAGUGCUUUCUUACGGGGCUUUUUAUUUGUCAGAACUAGCUGGUCGGACCAUAACCGGACCAGUCAUUUUGACGAUGAAAUCGGCUUCUUCCAGGGGUUUUCACUGAUAACCCAUCUCCUUCCUGCACACUAUUUAGGAUUUGACUAAUAAUCUGGCCGGAUAGUUUUGAUUAAGAGUGAAAUUCUCAUUACGACGGUAAGGGUGUGGCCGGUCAGUUCUGAUGAAUGGAGAGCGUCCCAAGGCUAUGUUUGCACCAUACCGCAUAGUUUUUCUUGCCCACACGAAAAAAGCUUUAUCUACACCCAUCCGAAAUGUGACUCUCUACUUUAGACAUUGACGCGGUGCAGCUUCGCUCGGUUUCAAAAAUAGCGCCGAAAUCACCGUUCUUUUGUGUGGUCAGAAGCCCUAUCCGGUCUUACUUUCGAAUCAGGCGCAAAAGCUAUCCGGAGUAGAGUGAACACAGCUUAAGACUCUUGUCUUACUGAUUUGUAGGCGUGAAACAUUGAAGUCAAUGGCUGGACGCAUUCUCAAUUGCCGAAAACUCCUUCACGAGAAACUGAGAUUACUGGGAACACCAGGCUCAUGGAAUCAUUUGGAAGAUCAGAAAGGAAUGUUUGGAUUCACAGGCUUAAGUGGUGAGUAACUAGUAAUUGAGGCGCACGCGAAAUGGGUAAUAAGAAGUGUUAUUAUUAUUAGGUAUUUCUCUCAUGUUAUAUUGAAAACUGUAAAAACAACCAACAUGUUUUGCUGUCGUGCUCACUUUUCGUCCGAGCGCAGACUUGGACGAACAAUGAUCACUAGAAAGGUUAUUUCCUACAAGGCAACCUUUGGUCACGUCGCGUUAAAGACAGUGGGGACUUAAAGGUGGUGUUACACGAGACCAUUCGCAACGACGAUUUUUAGCUCAACAAAGCGUUGCAACAUUGUUGCGACCGACAUUUUUUCGAGUGGUUACAACAUUGUUCCAACAUUGCAACGCUGUGUUGCACUAAAAAUCUUCGUUGCGAAUCCUCCCGUGUAAUAUCACCUUUACGAUCGGACGACGCGACGGCAGCGAAAACGUCGCUUCUAAAAUGAAUUUUCGUUUUUUCGGUCUUUAUCACGAUUAUUCCAACUCACUUACUUAGUCAAAUGUAGGCGAACCCUUCCGGAGUUGAAUUUGUAAGAACUAUAUUCAAGUUUAGAGAGCGAAUAAAAUUUCGCCGUCGCUCGUUUACGUCCUCCCUAAAAGGUAAAAUCAGGCAAUUUCACGUCGUAGUCGUGCAAAAACGGCAAAGAAAUGUACAAAAAUGUGAGAUGCACGUGCAUAGCUGUUGUAUUGUCUAUUAAACCUGUUGCUAUUUUUGACGUUCUCGUUGCCGUCGCCUCGUCGGAUCGUAUAUUCCCUAUUAAUAGAACGUAACGCUAUCGUGCUCUCUUCUGUUUUUUUUUUUCGCGCAGCAUUCGCACUUAUCGCUAUUAAGGGGGAGAUAUUUGUGUCCAUUUAACGGUUAUUUCCUAUUUAUAUUCACGACUACAAGACGGGAAUGGGUGUACAGCUCGGACUGUGAGCCUGAGUGUUUAUUGCUGUCCGAAUAACAUAAAAAAGUUCAACAUCAUAACUAACGAAUGGUAUACAAAUAUUCGAAAACCCAAAAACCCAAUGGGAAAAAUUGGCAACGUAUUCCCAAACCAAUGCAGUCGCACAACCUCUGCUGGGGUUAAAGGUAAAAUAAUAGAUAACUAAAGUAAGAUACAAAAAAUAAAAGUUGAAAGUUCGAGAGCUGAGAUGAAUCCGUUCCAACUGUCAAACCUUUUAUACCUUACAACAGUUGAGUCAAUUAACACCAUAACGGCUCACGUGCGUUCAUUGCCACUUUGUUUAGCUCCGUACCAAGCAAUCCGCCGGUCAAUUUUUUCACGCUUUGUUUGCGCAUCAUUGUAGACGCAUUUAUCACCAUGAUAUGGGACCACAGGCAGACCACCCUCUGUUUGUGUGGCCGUUGUUGUUAUUGAAUCAGAGCAUCGGUCUUUUGUAGUAAGAAGAAGAAAUACAGCUGAAUAUUACGGGGCUACAAUUAUGAACUGGCACCAGAGCUUGCCAUGCCAUAUAUGCGAAAGUUGAAAAAUUGUGCUUUUAUCAUUUUGAAAUAACGAUAUUGUACAUUGGUAACUCUAUUUUUAAUAGUUAUACCUCUCUGACUAUUUUGUUUUGACUGGACAUUAACUGGACUGCGAUGAAUUUUGGAGUUUAAGCUGAUUUUCUGAUUUCGCCACGACCCCAAAUGAAAAUACGUUCAUACUCUCCAUAUUAACUAAUCGGAUUUUUACUGAUGUAAGGCUAAAAUUUUAAAAUGAUCAAGAUUGACAGCCUUCGAAUCCAUGGAUUACAACAUACGUUUGUGAGAGAGACAUUCGAGUGAGAGAUUAGGUUAGAGCUCUUCCCGUUAAGUUGUGCUUUUGAAUGAAAUAUAAAAUUUGUUUAACUGAAGAAAGAGUGAACUUCCUGGUGAAGCCUAUCAAAAAGAGUUUGUUCCCGACAAGCGGUUCAGUUAUUUCUAACAUUUGGACAAGGAAUUGCGCAGGUGUAAACCAACAAAAUCAGUCAGUCACUUAGUUUUACAUCCUUUUCAGUUGAUCAAGUGAGGCUUUUGACCCAAAAGCAUCACAUCUAUCUUCUGAACAGUGGUCGUAUUAACGUUUGUGGCAUAACCCACAAAAAUGUCGAUUAUGUUGGCCGAGCCAUUCAUGAUGUUGUGACAAAUACCAGUGCUCAUCUCUAGUGGGUUGUCACUCAGGCAUACCUCGUUCGCAUUGAAAGUUUUGUUACUUUGAAAUCUUUGUUAUUAUAGUGAGCAGUUCUCACAUUUUUGCAUUAUGGAUUAUCGGGCAAGGUGUACAUGUAUUAUCCCUUACAAGGCAGUUGCAAAGUGCUAAAGACUUUCAAAAACAUAUUUAAAAGUUUUAUCCAGCACAAAUGCUUUGCUACCCUGUAGUUCGUUGCUUGUUCCUUUCAAAUGAGUGUGAAUGAAUUUUGAAUUUUGAUCCACGACCCCUGUCUGUUUUUUCCUUGGCGUCUCAGAUUUGGCAAGUCAUGAACGACACGUUGGGCUCAUUCUUUUUCUUUGUCCCUAUUACAGCAAGCAUUAUACGAUUCUUAAAACAAUGCGGAAACCACUGUAAAAAGCCUUCUUUUUACUUGUGUGGACACUUACUUGGUGGGGACUAAAUCCUGAUGUGCCAUUUUCGUCUUAUUUUCUCCUCAGUCAAGCAAGUAGAGUUUCUGGCCAGCAAGUACCACAUCUAUCUGCUGAAUAGCGGACGGAUCAACAUUUGUGGAAUCACUUCUGCCAAUGUGGAUUACGUUGCCAAGGCAAUUUAUGAUGCUGUCACUACAUGUAAUGCUUGAAAAUCAUAUCGUCGUUUAGCCUUUAGAGACAUCGACAAUUAUCGUUUUCUGGGUUUGGGUGUGGACUUCAAUGCCACUUAAGUCUACAUGUUCUAUGAGAAAGCUGGUUC